Pestalotiopsis fici W106-1 is the source of this 1410-nucleotide messenger RNA. RefSeq lists its product as uncharacterized. Gene Ontology annotation, cellular component: fungal-type vacuole membrane. Lineage: Eukaryota; Fungi; Ascomycota; Sordariomycetes; Amphisphaeriales; Sporocadaceae. Gene Ontology annotation, biological process: transmembrane transport. The transcript is spliced from 4 exons. The coding region runs from base 1 to 1410 and encodes 469 amino acids. The record is from RefSeq and is a predicted model, not a curated record. Gene Ontology annotation, molecular function: transmembrane transporter activity.
AUGGCGGAAAAUGGUGGCGUCAAGGCAGUUUUCGUGCCGCCAGACGGCGGUCCAAGGGGUUGGCUCAACGUCCUGGGCUCCUUUCUCCUCCAGUCAUCCUCGUACGGAUACGUAAGCGCUUGUGGUGUUUUUCAGCUAUACUACAAGACCGUUUUACUCCCCGGCUACCCGUCUCAGACUCUCGGCUGGAUCACGACGGUUGCCGUAUGCUUGAUAUUUGGGGCUUGCCUCCCUACGGGAUACAUCAUUGAUCGGUAUGGAAUAAGAUCCGUCACCGCACCAUCCGCUGGUUUGGGUCUCGCGUCGAUAGGCUUGCUCAGUCUAUGCACCAAGUACUGGCAGAUAUUGCUAUGCCAGGGCUUCGCCUUGGGUUUUGCUUGCUGCGGCAUGAUGCUUUCGGGUGUCGUCUGCGUUACCCAGUGGUUUUCGACGAGGAGGGGCCUGGCAGUUGGCGUAGCCAGUGCUGGUGGUGGUUUCGGUGGCGUCAUCUAUCCCAUCAUGGUGGCCCGUCUCAUUGACCAACAUGAUUUUCCUACAGCCGUCAAGUGGUCGGCACUACCAUUAGGUAUGGGGAUGCUGUUUGGAGUUCUCAUUUGCGAAAGCCCCUUCCCGUCUCGGAGGACAAAGGGGAGACAAGCGAAGCGAGAGGCCCCCGAGGAACCCUCAGCUGCUAUUGAGGUACCGCAAUCAGAGGAGUCUAAAGCUGAGUCUGGUGUCGCGUCCCAGGGUCCUUCAGCAGCGGGCUCAUUAGACUCGGGAGACUUGGAGAGGCAGGCCCAGAAAUCGGGCGUUCUCAGAUCACUGCGUUCAGGUGGUCUGGCUUGGCCCUGCUUUGCUGUAGGGGUUUUCUUCUGCAUGUUCAGUCUUCUCGCGCCCCUCAACUACUUGCCUGAGAUGGCACGAGAGACGGGAACAAGUCUGAGCCUUUCUCAAUACACGCUGAGCAUUAUAAAUGCUGGUCAAAUGUUUGGUCGCAUUCUGCCAGGCUGGCUAUCCGAUUAUGCCGGUCCACUUACUACAAUGACUUUAGUCAGCGGGAUGUCGGCAAUCGCUAUGCUGGUCAUCUGGCUUCCGCUUAAUUUCUACCCUAACUACGCUGGCAUUGUAUUCUUUGCCGCUUUCUAUGGACUCAGUUGUGGUGGCUGUAUGAGCCUCGCAUCCCCUUGUGUAGCUGCACUGGCCAAGGGUAAAGUUCACGACCUCGGAGUAAAGAUGGGCAUCGCAUGUUCUUUCAUGGCAAUAGGGUCACUAGUUGGCGUUCCGAUAAUCGGUCUCAUCAAAGAGAGUACCAAUAGUUUCGAUGGGCUCAUAGCCACAGCGGGCGUCACAAUGGUUAGUAUAUUCCUUACAGUUCUAGAAAUGGAUUGCCCCCUACUUAAUGCGUCCUACUUCAAUAUCCUGCGUGUCUGA